Messenger RNA from Cylindrotheca closterium, 681 nucleotides. Lineage: Eukaryota; Bacillariophyta; Bacillariophyceae; Bacillariales; Bacillariaceae. The record is from the annotation of a GenBank genome assembly.
AUGGACGAAGAUUACCAAGAACACAAAUGGAUAACUGCCAAUGAGGACAUGGACUACGAAGACGAAUACGAGUCUGAACUAGACGAUGAAGAGACCAAGCAAAUGUUAGACGAACUGGCAGCUGAGUUAGUGGAACUUGGAAAACCAGACAAAGAAGAGGUUCUGUUCGAGUUUGAUGACGACACACAAGAAGAUGCGGAAGUUGAAUCAGAAGAGGAAGAUGGUGUCGCUCGCGCAGGAGUGAGAUUCGCAGACACAGAUGAUGAUGAGUCCAACACCGAAGGAAUUGUAAGAAGCUACAGUGACGACGGUGUCAAAGUUGGAGCGAAACGGGUACUUCGCCCAAGACACAAUCGAUCCUACUUCUCACAAGGGGUAAAAAUGAGACCCACUGAGAGAUACAGAAGAGAGAAAUCAAGAUUUGGACAGGCAUACCUGCAAAGAAGGAAUCCGCCUGUGCCAAACGUUUUGAGAAACAGGCGUGCGAUGAGAAGAAAAGCACGAAUGAAAAGACUCCGAGUCUCGCUGUAUCAAGCGAUUAAGAAACGAAUUGACACGCAAAGAAAUGGAGCACAGUUGCAAGGAAACCUUAAGGCCGAAACUAUAGUGACAUCGGAAAAAACACUAGUUUUCUGGCGCGCAGGCAUGGCCUCGAGUCAUUUUUCACUUCCCGUGAACUGA